AUGGAUACGAUUGUCCAGAACACAAAUAAACUAUUAACUUCGCCUCCAAGUUUAACUCCAAAUGAUUUAUAUGAAACUAUUAACAUUAUAAUUCAGAUAUUAGAUACAAAUAAUCCUAGUGAUGACACAGAAAAUGCCAAUAUGAUCAAAAUUGCAAGUUUUCUGUCAUGUCUUAGAACCACUGGCCUGGAUCAUAAAGCCGAAUAUAUUGUUCAAGCAGCAAAAGCCGUACUAAAUUAUUCCCAUCUGGUUCCACCUCAACCGAUAAAUUAUGAUACCACAGACAAUAAGCAACUAGUAGUUAUGGAUAUUGUAGGUACUGGUGGCGAUGGACAAAAUACUUUUAACGUUUCCACAUCGUCUGCGAUUGUAGCGUCCGGGAUUCCAGGUAUCAAAAUCGUAAAACAUGGCGGGAAGGCAUCCACAUCGAAUAGUGGAGCAGGUGAUUUGAUCUCUAGGUUAGGCUGUGACCUAUCAAAGGUUAAUUCAGUUACUGUACCUCAAUUAUGGUCCAACAAUUCGUUUUUAUUUCUUUUAGCUCCAUAUUUCCAUAACGGAAUGAAAUCUGUUGCAUUAAUAAGAAAACUGAUGGGUAUUCCAACUAUUUUUAACGUGCUAGGUCCCUUAUUGCACCCAGUGGUGUCAACUGUAAAUAAAAGAAUUCUUGGAGUCUAUUCCAAGGAAUUAGGAUUCGAAUACGCAAAAGCAGCAUCUUUGAUGUAUCCAAAUAAUGAAAUUUUUGUAGUUUGGGGCCAUGUUGGAUUAGAUGAAAUAUCUCCUAUUGGUAAAACCACAAUUUGGCAUGUUUCAAAUAAUGAAACAGUGAACAAAAAGAAUCAAAAUAUUGAAGUAUUCGAAAUUGAACCAUACAUGUUUGGCUUGAAAGAACAUCCAUUAUCUGAAUGCUUAUCUUUAGGUCCGAUUGAAAAUGCACAUAUAUUAAAAGAUGAAAUUUUAUCAGGUAAAUACAAGUUGGGUGAUAAUCAUCCAAUCUAUGAUUAUAUUUUAUUAAAUACUGCUGUGUUAUACUGUUUAAGUGUUGGGUCUCGUGAUUGGAAACAAGGUAUUUCGAAAGCAGAAGAAAGUAUACAAUCUGGUAGUGCAUUGAGGUCAUUAUCAAGAUUUAUUGAUGAGGUUAAAGGUCUUUAA
Messenger RNA from Arxiozyma heterogenica, 1149 nucleotides. RefSeq names its product anthranilate phosphoribosyltransferase (gene TRP4). Bases 1 to 1149 code for a protein of 382 amino acids. Gene Ontology annotation, cellular component: cytosol. Gene Ontology annotation, biological process: L-tryptophan biosynthetic process. Gene Ontology annotation, molecular function: anthranilate phosphoribosyltransferase activity. The transcript has a single exon. NCBI's taxonomy places the organism in Eukaryota, Fungi, Ascomycota, Saccharomycetes, Saccharomycetales, Saccharomycetaceae. The record is from RefSeq and is a predicted model, not a curated record.